This is a messenger RNA of Schistocerca americana (American grasshopper), 4002 nucleotides long. Its product is annotated as serine/threonine-protein phosphatase 6 regulatory ankyrin repeat subunit B-like. The record is from RefSeq and is a predicted model, not a curated record. Lineage: Eukaryota; Metazoa; Arthropoda; Insecta; Orthoptera; Acrididae. The transcript has 17 exons. Gene Ontology annotation, molecular function: protein binding. Bases 96 to 2990 code for a protein of 964 amino acids.
ACAAACUAGUUCCGUUCGUGCCUUGCUCGCGGCGACAUCAAACUGCCGUCAAGACAGCAGCACUAUCUGGUACUCCACUCUGCACAAAAGAGGAAAUGACUCAAGAGGAAAGCAGUGUAAGAGCUAUGCGGCAGGCAGUGUAUAAUGGAGAUGUUGAUGCAUUAAAAGAACUGAUAUCAAAAGGUGCCAAUUCAAAUGCAGAAGUUUGCAGUGAUGAGCCACUGCUGUUAUGUGCUGCUGUCUACAAUGAAGUGGAAAUCAUCAGAUAUCUGCUGAAAGAUGCCCAAGUUCCAAUAGAAUCACAUAAUAAACGUGGUCACACAGCUUUUUUGACUGCAGCAUCAUGUGGAAGUCUGGAUGCUGUUCGGUGCAUGCUCUCAGUUGGCGCUGAUGUCCUGGCGAGAACUGCACUGGAUGAGACAGCACUGCAUCUCUCUGCACGCACUGAGUCAGUGGAGACUUUCAAGUUUCUCCAGGAGUCAGGAAUCCCGGUGGAUGCCCUGGACAUUCGUGGCAGGACUGUCCUCCACCAUGCAGCUCAGUAUGGAUAUCCAAACAUGGUGGAAUGUAUCCUGCAAGGGGGAUGGCUGCCUGUUGACUGUCAAGACAAGAAUGGACAAACACCACUGAUGUUGACAGCAGACUUCCCAAGGAAUGAGAAAGAUAGAGUCACACAUAGCCACUGGUUUGCCGGUUUAAGAAUGAACAAGGUUUUAAUGCUACUUCAUGAUGCUGGAGCCGAUCUUUCAAAAAGGGAUGUCCUUGGGAGGACUGCACUCCAUAGAACACUGGGAAACAAGGAAAAUUUUGAGUACUUGUGGGAAAAAUGUAAAGAUUUCACACACUCUGUUGAUAAGAAAGGGCAGACACCAAUACACAGAGCUAUUUCAGAUUUCCAUCUUCAUUGGGAAAUGCAAUACGUAGUGAGGCUCCUAUUGGAAGCUGGUGCAGAUGCCAAAUCAUGUGAUACAGAAGGAAAGACACCUUUAUGUAUUGCUGUAGAGAAAGGCUCACGUGAUGCAGUGCAGGCGUUAAUAAAAGCAGGAGUUGAAACAUCAUGCUUUGGGAGGGAUCUUCUCACAAAGUGUCUGCACAUUGCUGUAGGUGCACAUGAUUCUGAGUUAAUAAGCAGAAUGCUUGCUGAAGGGGCAGAUAUAAAUGGUAGAUACAGAGGUCUAUAUGAAGGCCCACCAUCAAGAGAGAAAGGCCACACUAUAAAAUGCUUAGGAUGCUUUGAUUCAGAGCUUGAAGUACAUGCUAGUAUCUCAGGACAAUCUCCUAUAUUUGGAGCUCUUCACUCCAAAAAAAUGCUCAAAUUGUUGAUUGAUGCUGGAGCAGACGUGAAUUUCAAAGAUGACCAUGGUUGGUCACCACUUCAAGAAGCCCUUAGUUCUGGAAGUUUUAAGGGCCUGAACAUGCUGUUGGAUGUUGGUGCUGAUCCCAGUAGUGUGGAUGACUGUGGAGUGUCACUGCUUCACAUGUUGGCUUCUAGGUCUGUGGACCAUAAGGAAUUUUCAAAGAUUACAGAGAGGCUCAUACAAAGUGGAAUGAGAGUGAAUGUUGCAGAUCAUAAUGGCAGAACACCACUACAUUAUGCAGCUAAAGAAGGAAAUUGGAAGUACCUAAAAAUACUCAUUGAUGCUGGAGGCGAUGUUAGUUCUGUGGAUGUGAAUGGUGCAACUCCACUUCUUAUGAUGGCCAAUCGUUGCUAUACACAGACUGCACAAACACUGAUUGAUGCUGGAGCUAACAUAACUGCAAGUGAUAUAAAUGGCCAGAAAAUCAUACAUAGGGCAUCUCAGUUUGGGAACACCACAGCCAUUGAUUAUCUCAUGGAAAUUUGGCCCUUAGUAUGGGGCUGUGACAACCAUGGAAACACUGUUCUACACUUCGGCACAAAAAGUAGUAACAAUAGGCUGAGGAUUAUAGAGCAUAUCCUAUCAAUGAAGCUGGCAUCUGUAGACGAGAGAAAUGCAGAAGGACAGACAGCUCUUGCAAUGCUUGUGGAGCAAGGUUUAAAUUGGAAAUCUGUACAGCAUGAAGUAGAGAUGUUGCUGGCAGAGGGAGCAAAUCCCACUGUCAAGGACAACAAAGGGAAAACUCCUUUACACAUCGCAUCCUGUGUUGGUGAUGUAAAGGUAAUGGAAGUCUUGAUUGUAGCUGGAGCAGAUAUUGAAUCAAAGGAUGCCAUGGGUAGAACACCACUGCACUGGGCAGCCGAGGCACACAAUGUAGAUGGUCUGGAGUUGCUAUUGCACAAGGCAGUGAACACUGACGAACAGGACAACAGCGGCCAGACAGCACUGAUGCUGGCUGUCGGCAGUGGUGAUGCGGUCAAUUUACUGCUCAGGAAUGGAGCAAGUGUUAGUAUGAGAGAUAACUCGGGGAGGACAGCACUGCAGGAAGCCACAGACCGUGGUAGCUAUGACGCAGUGAAAUCCCUAUGGAUGGCAGGAAGCAGCUUCAUGGACAUUCCACAGGAAUCUUGCAUCAGGGCAGUGCAUUUAACUGUGACAGCAGGAGAUGUGGAGAUGUUGGACUACUUGAUUUCUUUGGGAAAGGCCCUGUCUGACUGCUGGUGGGAUCCCGAGCACAAUACUACACUGCUGCACUGUGCAGUACAGUCGACUGUGCAAAUGGUUAAGAAACUAAUAGACAGUGGUCACACUGAAAAUGCACAUGACCACAAAGGACGUUUACCAUUGCACCUUGCAGUUACAUCACAAAAUUACAUAGUAACAAAGUACUUGGUGGAGGAAGCUCAUGUGGCGGUGAAUGACAGGGAUGCUGAUGGCAGAACAGCCUUAAUGUUAGCAGUCAGCAGUGACUGGUAUUAUACUGAUGUAUGUGACAUGCUUGAAAUUCUGGUGAAUGCAGGAGCAGAUAUCAGUGCUCAAGACAAAGAUGAUAAGACUGUCUACCAGUUGGCUUAUAGGCCUUGGUUUGAAACAACUCAUGAUUUACUAGAUUAUAUGCAGUAUCGACUUUGAUUGUAUAUGGGUAAGAGGCAAAUGUUGCAGUCAUGUCUAAUUUACAGUGUUUUUAAACACUUCAGGUUGGAAUAUUAACAAUGUUAGGAAAAGGGAUAGAUUGUUACCCAGUGUAAACAUGACCCACUGAGUUGCAGACGGGCACAACGAAAAGACCAUUACGCAUUAUAGCUUUUGGCCACAGAGUAUUCAUGUUCUUUAUAUCAGAUUCAUGUAUCAUUGGAAUGAAUAACUAAACAUUUUGUAAGAUAUUCCCAUUGUGUCAUGUUUAUGUAUGAAUAAAAUUAAUUUCUAGAAAAAAUUAAAAUAUGAAUAUGUGUCAGUGUUUAACAUACACCAAUUUAUUAACCAGGGUAUCUGUAUAUUGUGACACUAAGCAAGAUUGUGCACAGCAAUCCAUUAUAUUACAUAAUAUUUGAAAUUUCCUUCUCAUUUCUUGUCAAACAAAACAGCGAUAAAUGUAUAGCUUACAAUAUGGGGCACGAAAACAGUUUGGAUAUUGCUGAAGAUGCAGUAAAACACCAUUCCAAAGCAGUACAUUGUAUUCUGAAACAAUGGGUGAUAUUGCUAAGAAAGUAGCAAGAAUGGUUUAAUAUAGUUUAGAGCAGAAGUUGUCAAAUUUUUAUUUUUAAUGGCCAAUAUGCAGAUUGUCGAGCAAUACAUCAAGCUGCAUCUGUACCAAUCUUGUUAUUAAUUGGUAACCUACAUAAAUUAGUAUGUUAUGAGCCCUGAAAGACUGUCUAUAAUUUGGACACAGUAAUUUGGCUGCUGUCCCCAAAGUACUAAUCUUUAGAAGAGAGCACAGUUCAGAAUACUUUGUGUGAACUGUUCUGUGCAUUGCUGCCAUCCUCAGUGAUCCCAAAGUUGUGACACUGUAAGUGCAUGAAAAAGUGUUGUGUUAUCUGUGUGAGGCAACAAUUAAUUGAUUACUAACAACAGUUGUACUUAUUGCUAAAUAUGUAAUGCAGUAUGAGACAAAAUCUUACAGAUUUAAUAAACAUUCUGAAUGUCA